AUGGCGGGGCUUGGUGCGAAUCCAGGAGGACCCAACGGUGCAGGCUCCAUGAUGCCAAUGUUGCCUCUGGAUUUUGGCGCCCCCGGUCCGGCUGGCGGACCACCAGAAGAUGAUGGAGUGGUCGAUGAGCCAAAAGUGGAACUAGAUGACAAAGAGCUCUGGCAGGAGUUCUCCCAGUGUGGAACGGAGAUGGUGAUAACUAAAAGCGGAAGAAGAAUAUUCCCCGCCUAUCGCGUGCGAUUAAGUGGUCUCGACAAGAAAAGUAAAUACAUUCUUCUUAUGGAUCUGGUACCCGCCGACGAAUGCCGAUACAAAUUCAAUAAUAGCAGAUGGAUGGUUGCUGGCAAAGCAGAUCCAGAAAUGCCGAAACGAAUGUACAUACAUCCAGAUUCUCCAGCAACAGGCGAACACUGGAUGGCGAAGGGAGCAAAUUUCCACAAAUUAAAAUUAACGAAUAACAUUUCGGAUAAACAUGGCUAUACAAUCCUCAAUUCCAUGCACAAAUAUCAACCAAGGCUUCAUGUGGUUCGCUGUUCCGACAUUCGAAAUCUUCCAUAUUGUACAUUCAAAACCUUCGUGUUUCGGGAAACGGAGUUUAUCGCUGUGACCGCCUAUCAAAACGAGAAGGUCACGCAACUCAAAAUCGAUCACAACCCUUUCGCCAAGGGUUUUCGCGACGCAGGUGCCGGUAAGCGCGAGAAAAAACGUCAGCUUCAUCGUGCUAAUGGAUGUGCGCCAAACGGAACGGACACGGAAAGCCCAUCGGACAAGUCCUCAUCUCUUCCAACGCAUUCCCCUUAUCCCUCUGAAUCCGCAUCCGAGGAUGAUGAACCGCAUCCGAAACGGAUGAAAACGUGUGAUGAGAAGCCGGCAAGUACUACGCCUGUGGGGCCAUUUGGUCCGUUUCGGUCUCCGCCGUUUUGUCUACCUAAUAUGGAUUUAAUGCUUCCCAACAUGGACCUUCUCAGCCAAUGGCAAUUGGCUUUGUUUCAAAACCAACUACUCACCUCUCCUUCUUCCAUGACUAAAAUUAAAUCCGAUUCCGAAUCAACGCCGGCCAAGAAAAGUUUUGAUGUGCGAGAUCUGUUGGCGAAGCCAUAG
Molecule: messenger RNA, 1101 nt
Organism: Caenorhabditis bovis
Lineage: Eukaryota; Metazoa; Nematoda; Chromadorea; Rhabditida; Rhabditidae
Source: the annotation of a GenBank genome assembly